CAGCAAAGCUAAAACCAAAGCGGAACAGAGAAAAUCCUCCCAACUUUCCCUCGCAUUUUUCCUGGAUUUUCCUUCUACCGUCGGAAAAUCUCUCGGUUGCUGCUCAUGGAAUGGUAGAUUUGGAGUUUUGGUGCUUCACAUUUCCGAGGUGUUCACGGUUUCUUGAAGCCUUUCAGUAAUGGGCAAGUCUCCAGGAAAAUGGAUUAAGACUGUACUUUUUGGAAAGAAAUCUUCCAAGGGUAGCAAUCCUAAAAGAAGGGAGAAAGUUAUCAAUGAGAAAGAGGUGUUGGUUACUGCCAAGGGAUCUGAGUCUGAUGUGGCUGGGGCUCCUCCUUCAGCUUUGCGUCCAACUCCCACUUUGGCUGAUGGAGAUGAAAUGAAUUUGGAACUGGAGAGCAGGGAAGCUGCAAAUAUAUCAAAUGAUGGCAACAUUUCGUUGCCAGUUAGCCAAGGCAUAGACUUGCAGACAUCUACCCUCAAAGAGGCACCAUGUGACCCUGAAAUGAUCAGGAGGGAAGAAGCUGCAACCAUGGCACAGGCUGCUUUUAGGGGUUACCUGGCUCGACGGGCAUUUCGAGCUCUCAAAGGCAUAAUAAGGCUGCAGGCACUUAUACGUGGUCACUUGGUUAGGCGACAAGCUAUUGCUACAUUGUGCUGUGUGAUGAGGAUUGUUAGGUUACAGGCACUUAUUCGUGGAGUAAAGGUCAGGAAUUCUGAUAUUGGGCUUGAAGUGAACAAGAAAUGCAGUCAAGUGAGAACUCUGCUCACAAUCACCAAGAACACAGAGGCUGGUUCAAUCAGGUAGCAAGGGUGGGAACAAAAAUGGAAAUGGUAAGAGAAUGUUGUUUUGUUAACAGAUCAAAAUUUUCAUUUCUUGCCUGCUUAAUAAGAAUGAACAAUUACUUAAUACAUUAUUUUGAUUGCAUAUGAAUUAACUAACUAUGCAUGCCUUCCUUGUGUUUGAUUGUGCAGAAAGGUGCAAGUGGAGUGGAGAAGGUGAUUCUGAUCUCUAUGGACGUCCAAACUAAGAAUGCAUGCUCUCAUUAGCAUAUGCUUCCCUUCAACUAAAUAUGCAUGCCCUCAUUACCAUAUUGUCAUGAUUCUUGUUGCGGUUUUAUGUUUUGUUUUGGUGUAUGAUUUAGUGGAAUCAUUGUGAAAGUGAGACUGGGGAUUGGGUGUCUAAUAGUAAGUUGUGUGUGCCUUUUUUUCUUUCCCAAUUUCACAUUGUUCAUGGGUGUGUAAAUCAAUAGGUUUUGAAGUCUGAACAUGCUAUAAUCAUACAUUAAUUUCGAACUGUUGCUGGUUUGACAUGAUUUCCAGUUGUUCGUAGUCUAACUAUACAGUGCU
Messenger RNA from Rubroshorea leprosula, 1347 nucleotides. NCBI's taxonomy places the organism in Eukaryota, Viridiplantae, Streptophyta, Magnoliopsida, Malvales, Dipterocarpaceae. The record is from the annotation of a GenBank genome assembly.